AUGGCUAGACGAUUCCCGCUCUUGCAAGUCGCCUUUCUUGGUCUAAUACUAUCGUUAAUUAGUCUAUGUUCUGCAACAAAAUACACGAGGUCCACGAAGAAGAUCCAGCUGAAGUUUGAUCAGGAUGGAUACUUCAAGAUCGUGCAACUAGCUGACCUCCACUACGGCCACUUCCCUGAGACUGAUGAGCACACAGACAAGGUCAUCGCCAAUAUCUUGUCAUAUGAGCAGCCGGACUUGGCAGUGCUCUCAGGCGACAUGGUCAGUGGCUUUGCCUGGGACGGCACUGUGGGCUGGUUUGAGAAGAGGUUCCGCCAGCUUGUGAAGCCGAUAGCGGCAGCGGGCGUACCGUACGCGCUGAUCCUGGGCAACCACGAUGACGAGGCGGAUUUGUCACGCGAGCAGAUAGUGCUGCUCGACACUCGGCUGCAGCAGGGGUCGCUGACGCAGCUGGGGCCUCGGGAGGCAAUUGGGCUCUCCAAUUACUACCUGGACAUUGCGGCUAGCAAGGGAGGCGCGCCGGCUGCGCGGCUGUGGAUGCUGGACUCGGGCGGCAGGGGCUGCGACUGGAUGUAUGGGGGCUCGGGGUGCGUGGAGAGGCCAACGAUCUGGUGGAUGAACCGAACGCUGUCAGGGUUGCCAAAGGUGCCCUCGCUGGCCUUUGUGCACGUGCCGGUGCCGGAGUUCAUGGAGGUCUGGAACCGGGGAUCUGCGCGCGGCAGCAAGCAUGAGCCGGUCAACUGCCCCAUGUCGGACACCGGCCUGUUUGACGCGCUCAAAGACGCGGGCGUCACUGCGCUGCACAGCGGCCACGACCACGACAACAACUACGAGGGCCUCCUGCACGGCGUGCGCCUCGCCUACGGCCACAAGACGGGGUACGGGAGCUACGGGCCGCCACCCGGGUGGGGCCAUGGCGCGCGAGUUAUUCUACUGAAGGCUGGGCAGGAGGCGCACGAGGCCGAGACCUGGAUACGACUUGAGAAUGGCGCGCGCGUGGACCAGUCCAAGAACCCCAAGUUUGCCAAGGCCCUGCAGACCAAGAAGAUGGCGACGCGCCUAGGGGAUGGCUAUUGCGAGGAGUUCCCCUUUGCGCCGACCUGCAGAGCCGAGCUGCGCUACAGGCUACUGUCGCGCAUCAGUCUGGCAAACUUCCUCUACUUUGUGGGAUUUCUAAUCCUGUUGGGUGCUGCGGCCAUGUACUGGCAGAGGCUGCUGAAGAGGAAGGCAAAGCAGCAGGAGCACAGCAGCCUGUGAGCUCAGCGAAUGUGCGUGAGAGUUUCUCUUACACAAUAUGGACUGUGGACAUGCAGCUAGCUGCAGGCAGAUAAGAUUGACUCAGUGUCUUGACUAAACGCGUUGUACCAUCAAAGACAGCCUGUAACAAAGGGAUACCAGACAGUUUCUUGAAGCAUUCUAAAUACUGUGUAUCGCGCACAGCAGACCAUUUGUGAAACGCUGGGAAGUAGUAAAGUGGCAAGGCCUUUUACACAUUGGAGACGGCCCGUCCCAUGAUUGUAUUGGUUCCUACAGCUGAUUGCGCCACUGAAGGUGCCAAUGAAUCGUGUAACACGCUCGCUUGCC
This is a messenger RNA of Coccomyxa subellipsoidea C-169, 1584 nucleotides long. Its product is annotated as Metallo-dependent phosphatase. Gene Ontology annotation, cellular component: cytoplasm. The transcript is spliced from 7 exons. Gene Ontology annotation, molecular function: hydrolase activity, acting on ester bonds. NCBI's taxonomy places the organism in Eukaryota, Viridiplantae, Chlorophyta, Trebouxiophyceae, Coccomyxaceae. The coding region runs from base 1 to 1257 and encodes 418 amino acids. The record is from RefSeq and is a predicted model, not a curated record.